AUGGCCAGCACCAACAACAAAGACGGCAUCGACGCCACCUCCCUUGCCCGCACCAUCUCCCACAUGAACAAGGACCACGCCACCGACCUUCUGCACAUCCUCAUCCACUUCAAUCCCCUAGCCCUCAUCCAGCUUCCAUUGGAUCUCGAAAAGCCCAUCCGCCAACUGGUCUGCGAUCUCCGAGGCGAGGACGUGGACAUCCGCCUCGUCGACAUGUCUCUGGCGGAAAUGCAGGUGCAGACCCGCGCCAAGGGUGCAGUGAAGGACCUCAACGGGGAGACUCCGAUGGUUACGCACAUGAUCCCUAUCAACCCGCCGAUGAAGAGCUGGGGAGAGCGGAGGGAGAGGUUGGUGGCCAUGACGAAGGAGGCCAGGGAGGGUUUGGGGCUUCCGGCUGAGGGAUUGCUCGAGGAGGUGAAAGGAAAUAAGGGGAAGAAGGAGGAGAAGGAUGGCAAGAAAGCAGAGAAGGAGAAGGGAGGUGCCGUGAUCGAUACGUAUCUCGCUCCCCGGUUGUUCUGGGACGGCGCCGUUGCCAUCAGCGUCGCCUUCUUCUUCGGGUGUUAUGCGGCCAUCCGCGGAGGGUACGUGGAGUGGGACCUGUGGGCGUGGCAGUUCACGCAGAGAUGGUGGCCUUUGGGAGGUGCGGGUGGGUUCAAGUGGUUGGUUAAUGCCAUGUUUUGGCCCGUGUUGGCCAUCCAUAUCUCGGAGAUGAUCAUGUUUGAUCGGUCGAGAUUGGCCAAGAGCGACAAGAUUCCCAUGGGUUCGCUGACCUGGUGGAAGUGGAUGGUUAGCGUGUUUUUUGAGGGCUACAUGGCUUUCCGGAGGUACGAUGAUAAGGUGGCCGAGUUGGAGAAGAAGCAGCAUUAA
Sordaria macrospora k-hell is the source of this 867-nucleotide messenger RNA. RefSeq lists its product as uncharacterized. NCBI's taxonomy places the organism in Eukaryota, Fungi, Ascomycota, Sordariomycetes, Sordariales, Sordariaceae. The record is from RefSeq and is a predicted model, not a curated record.